GGGAAAAUGUGGUGGCAUAGAUUGGCGUGACUCGUAGGCAUUGGAUGGACACUGGACUUGUUACAAGGCGAAGCCUCGCUGCCCGCGGGAAACUCAAAAUCGGCUGUUUCUACAGAGAGCAAAUGAUGGACCUCCUUUCUUGAACUCUCAGCUGAACCUCUUUCACGUUCUUAUUUUUAGAAUUCCUUGCCUCCCAGGACACCCGCCAAAAUCUCGUGGCUUGCAGAUCGAAACGCUUUCGCAGAAGCCCGCGCCUCUCCCUUUAACACUCCACCGGCGAAGACCCGAAUGCACGCUACUUUCUUGCGGCUCCACGCCUUGAUCCUAACUCCGGUUAGAGGGGAACCCUGGAAUCGAGAAAGUGGCGUCGCGGGCCGCGCCAAAGCCGCAUUAGAGCUUUCCCCGAAUCCCCCGGCGCCCCGAACGGGGAGCCGAGUCUUGCCAGAUCCGGAUACGAAGUGAAUAACGACGUCAUGAACAUGCCUUUUCAAGGACGUUGGUCGGUCCUCAUUCAGCCGACAACUCAACCAACGUUACGUGACCUCGUUU
Colletotrichum phormii is the source of this 549-nucleotide messenger RNA. RefSeq lists its product as uncharacterized. The record is from RefSeq and is a predicted model, not a curated record. Lineage: Eukaryota; Fungi; Ascomycota; Sordariomycetes; Glomerellales; Glomerellaceae. The transcript has a single exon. Bases 289 to 462 code for a protein of 57 amino acids.